AUGAACGUCUUCCUAUCGUUACGAAGCACUACGAACCACGGAACUGUCCUCAGUCCUCGACGCGCCUUUGCGCCGACCUUCUCGAUGCCCUACGCCCAGCUCGUCGUCGGCCCGGCGGGUUCGGGUAAGUCUACGUACUGUCACAACGUCCAUCAGCACUGCGCUUCGCUCGGUCGGACGCUGAGCGUGAUCAAUCUAGACCCGGCGGCUGAUGAAUUCCGCUACCCCGUCACCGCGGACGUUCGCGAGCUCAUCUCGCUCGAGGACGUCAUGGAGGAGGAAGAAUUAGGCCCGAACGGGGCGUUGAUGUUCUGCAUGGAGUAUCUGGAGGAUAACAUGGACGAUUGGCUCGCGGAACAGCUGGAGGGGUACAUGGAGGAUGACAUGGUGAUUUUCGACUGCCCCGGGCAGCUCGAGCUGUAUUCGCAUCACUCGGCGUUCAAGUCAAUGACAGAAAAGAUGACGGGUUGGGGAUGGAAGAUGGUGUGCGUCUAUAUCCUGGACGCGCAGUUCAUCUCGGACGGGACGAAGUUCAUCGCUGGGUGCUUGCAGGCGCAGAGCGCGAUGUUGCACUUGGCGCUGCCGCACGUUAACAUCCUGAGCAAGGUGGACAUGCUGCAGGAUAAGUCGGUGUUGGAGCCGUACCUGUGUCCGGAUCAUCAGCGAUUAGCGAAUGAAUUGGACGAGCGCAUGGAUCCAAAGUAUCGAAAGCUCAAUCACGCCAUCGCGAGCGUCAUGGAGGAUUUCGCACUGAUUUCGUUUGCGCCGUUGGACAUCAGCGACGAGGAGAGCUUACAAUUCGUGCUGUAUCAGUGCGAUUGCGCGAUAGGGUACGGUGAAGACGCCGACGUGCGAACGAGUCGAGACGUGGAGUACGGUGACGAACCGGACAUGUCCAAUCUCAGUCUGGAGUAG
Messenger RNA from Ostreococcus tauri, 915 nucleotides. RefSeq lists its product as uncharacterized. Gene Ontology annotation, molecular function: GTPase activity. NCBI's taxonomy places the organism in Eukaryota, Viridiplantae, Chlorophyta, Mamiellophyceae, Mamiellales, Bathycoccaceae. The record is from RefSeq and is a predicted model, not a curated record. The coding region runs from base 1 to 915 and encodes 304 amino acids. The transcript has a single exon.